CCGACGCGCUGACCCUGCGCAUCUCAUCCGCGGGCAGGGGGUCACCGGGAGGCCGGGACGCGGAGAGCCCAGCCCCUCCAGCCGACAAACGAGCAGCCCCGCUUAAAUACCUCCGCGCCUGCCGCACCCGAACCGCACAGCUCGCCGACCCGGGGACCUGCGCGCCCGCGUACCGCCGCCGAGCAGCAGAGACAGAGCCCACCCAUGCCUGCGCACUUAAUGCAGGAGGAGGAGUUCUCCUCCACUUCCAGCGCCACCACUGUUGGCACUGUCACCUCCCGGGCGACCAGGAACGGGGAUGCCAUCGUGAAGAAGGACUUACUCGAUCAUGAGGACUUGGCAAGAGAGCGGGGCAUGAUAGAUGAUAUCUUCGAUGAGACCUACCAGGAGAAAGAGGGCCCCAAGCCUCCCUUGCGAUACGUCUGGAGGAAUAUCAUCCUCAUGAGCCUGUUGCAUCUGGGGGCCAUAUUCGGAUUGACACUGAUACCCUCUGCAAAGAUCCAGACACUGGCAUGGGCCCUUCUGUGUUUCAUGGUGAGUGCUCUAGGGAUAACAGCUGGAGCUCACCGCCUCUGGAGCCAUCGGUCCUACAAAGCCACGCUGCCCCUGCGGAUCUUCUUGGCCAUUGCAAACUCUGUGGCCUUUGAGAAUGAUAUCUACGAGUGGGUCAGGGACCACCGUGUCCAUCACAAGUUCUCUGAGACGGACGCGGACCCGCACAAUGCCAAGCGAGGCUUCUUCUUCUCCCACAUCGGCUGGCUGCUGGUGCGCAAGCACCCGGACGUCAUAGAGAAGGGACAGAAGCUGGACCUGAGCGACAUAAAGGCUGAUAAAGUGGUGAUGUUCCAGCGAAGAUUCUACAAGCCCUCGGUGGUGUUGCUGUGCUUCACUGUGCCCACUGUAGUGCCCUGGUACUUCUGGAACGAAUCCAUCAUCAUCAGCUUCUUCAUUCCAGCCAUCCUGCGCUACGCUGCAGGGCUCAAUGCCACUUGGCUAGUGAACAGUGCUGCUCAUAUGUAUGGCUACCGGCCGUAUGAUAAGAACAUCAACCCACGGGAGAACCCCCUGGUCAGCCUAGGGGCUCUAGGAGAAGGCUUCCACAACUACCACCACACCUUCCCCUAUGACUACUCUACCAGUGAGUUUGGCUGGCACUUCAACUUAACCACAGCUUUCAUUGACCUCAUGUGCCUCCUGGGGCUGGCCAGUGAUCGCAAGAAGGUCUCCAAGGAGGUCAUCAUGGCUCGGAAAUUGCGGACUGGAGAUGGAAGUGGCAAGAGUGGCUGAGUACCCACUCCCCUUCACACAUACAUCCACACCUCUCCUUCCUCCUUUUUUUCUCCUUUUCCCUUCCUUACCCCUCUGAACACGCUGGACAAAGGUGUAAUGUUCUGUUUACUAACUACUGAAUAAUGAUACCAGUUUGCUUACGAUAAUGAGUUUUAACUCUCCUCCCAUGAUGUAUUUUACAUGAUGUAUUUAAGAUCUAGGACUCUGCCUUUAUAACACAAGGCCACCCUUUUCCCUCCUCUCCUCCUUUCCAUUCAUUCUUUCAUCGCUCAACCCCAUCUCCCGCUUUACAUUGUCCCAGUCUCUCCCUGGCAACAGAACUGGUAGGAAGCAGCCCAGGGAAGCCUGCUCAAGAGUUGAGCCAAAGUCAGUGACCCUCACCUCGCCAUCUUAUGCCCAAAAUUUAUUCUCCUGUCCCUCAUACUUUCUCAAGGGCUGCAGAAAGAUGUGUCAUGGCUAAGCUGCACUCCCCAGGAAAAGCAGCCCCAUCCUCUUCCCUUGCUGUCAGAAGGAGCAUUUUCUCUUCCCAAAAUGGAAAGUGUUCUUCCACCACACAGCCUCUGGUCUGGAAGAGGAAUACCCCUAGACUCUCUCAGAGCUCCAGCCAGGCUGAGGUGGGUCUAGUGGGAGCCUUGGUGGCCUUAUCUCCUCCCUCUAGUGUCAGAGCCUCCCUUCCUGCAUGGCCUGCUGUGCCCCAUGCCACCAGGGACUGAAGGCAGAGCCCAGCUCCAGGCUCCAUAGCCCCUUUGGAGAACUACAGUGAGGAGGGGGAUAGAUACAGGGGUAUGUCACUGGCUGGUGUGGGGCAGCACCACUCCAGGGUGGUUUUGUUCACCACCACAGAUGAGAUUUUCAUCAUCAAACAGGACUUUGCCAAAAUGGACAGGGGAAGAAAGAUGUAAGCCAAAGCUGCACUGCUGAGUUAAGCUGCUUUAUGUGCUGGAGGAAGAGGGUCCUCACUGGGUGGCAGGCAGGUGUCUUGGUGUCCAUGCCUGCCCUUUAGAUCCACAUCGGGUGCUGAGUACAAGGACAAGGCCAGGGAAUACCUGCAGGGUGAGGAUGUCUGCAGGAGCAGGUCUCUCCAUCCUCAGAGGUUCUGCUCAGGCAAUUAACAAGUGACUGAGAGACACUGAGACAGAGCCAGGCAGCACCAGAAGCUCGAGGGAGUCGAGACCUCCCAGAUGAGAUACUGCUGCCAGUAUAGGCCAGGGUCCACCAGGGUGGUUUGCCAUUCUCUGCUCCUCUGAUGGACCAUGAAGGGGAGGUGAAAGCAGGUCCGCAUUAGUUCCUUAGCUAGUCUCUCCGCCCCCUCAGCAAGCCAUCUCGCCACCUCAGUUCUUUGCUGGCAAGGCAGGCAGUGAGGGCAGGCAGUGAGGGCGGCUGAGCCUGUGGAAAGGUCACUUAUAUCACUGAGCCCAUGUGGGCGCGCAGCUGAGCCUGUGCUGGGGAAAGAAGUUGCCAUGGGUGUUGUUCCCUCAAAGUCGUAGACUUGCAGCUUGAGUUCAGGCAGUGGGUUGUGUUCUAAGCAUCAUGGCCCCUCACUCCUCACUAGGCCAAACGUGCUUUUAUUCCCCCUUAACUCUCUCCAUUAUUACUAAUUUUUAUUAUUAUUAUUAGUUGUAGUAAUAGUAUUGAUUUUGUUGUUUAAAUGCAUCAAAUAGAGUUGGAGGAAAGCACAAGAGGUGGCUGGAACAAGGUGAUGUUGGAAUGGGGUUCACAGUGUCUCCCUUAAUCAGGCAGGCCGGGGAGGGCAGAGACAGAGCAGAUGCCAAUUUCCUCAGCUCUGCCACAUAGCAGACAGGCAGGCUCACAGGAGCAAGUCUCUGCAGCUGCACUUUCUACUGCUGCUGUGAAACUCACCAGGAACCAGGACAGCUCUGUGAUGGUCUUAUUAACAAGAGCUCUUCUUACUCUGAAAAGAAGUCCUUCUCCUCUCCUUUCUCCUCCAUGCCACCUCUGUGGCCUUGUUGUUGCUCAGCAAUGGGACCCUUUGAAGUUUCACACCAUCAGGAGCAAUGUCAUCUCCAGCCAAGAGGUACAACAGGGACAAACCGGGAGCCGUUCAGCUCCCAGUGUCUGGAGACAGCAUUCUUAAUGCUGAGGCUUGUGACUGCCUUGGGGCUGGCUGGGGCUAAGAGGGUUGUGGCUAGAAUUGUGUCCUACCAGUUUAAAGAAAAAAGAAAAGCCCCCCCAAAAGAGAAAUGCUGUUGGCUCUGUAAUUGCAGGUAAUUCACUCGGGUCUAAGCCCUUUUGAACUCACAAAAGUCUCCAGAGAGGAUGACUUUGCUGCAGCCAGUAGCUUGAAAGGGGCGUGGGGAGGCAAGAAGGCGAGGAGAAUGAUUUCUUUGCUCCUGGUGCCCUCACAGUGUUGUGUGACAUACCCUAUGGUAAAGAAGCACGCUGAAGUAUUUCACAUCCUCUCAGCAGAGAAGCUGAGUUUGACAUCAAGGGUUCCUUUCAAAUUUCAAGUGCUGAUUCAGGUCCAGAAUCUAGAAUUAGGGUGGAAGCUGAGGAUCAGUAACCAAACAGUCCUGGUGUUUGCCUAGUCACUUUAAAGGUAGAUUGGCAAAUAUCUCUGGGUGCCUUAAAUCUUUCUUUAAUAUACAUAGGAGUAUUGACAGCUAUUUGCCGUAAUUUUAUUUUUUUUUCUCCUUAAUUAUGAACAUUUGAGGGGUUUCUUAAUUAUUUAAUUGCCUACAUCAAACUGUGGGUGCAGGUGAUUUUUGAAUGUACUUGAGUUAGAAUUUUUGUUAGAUUAAGAAACAGAUACAACACUUUUAAGUAGAACUUUGUUUGAGAUAUAUAUAUAUAUACCUAUAAAUAUAUAUAUAUUUUUGGUGGCAUGUUUGUAUCCUGGACGCAUCGUCUGUAUGUUUAGCUUAAAUGAGUCCUUGAGAGGUGGGAACAGAGAAGGCAGCAGUGGGAUUUUCCUGGGAUCUGUUCCCAGCUUAGCUAG
Molecule: messenger RNA, 4246 nt
Organism: Dryobates pubescens (Downy woodpecker)
Lineage: Eukaryota; Metazoa; Chordata; Aves; Piciformes; Picidae
Gene: SCD
Product: stearoyl-CoA desaturase
Exons: 6
Coding region: 205-1287 (360 amino acids)
Biological process (GO): unsaturated fatty acid biosynthetic process; response to fatty acid
Cellular component (GO): endoplasmic reticulum membrane
Molecular function (GO): stearoyl-CoA 9-desaturase activity; palmitoyl-CoA 9-desaturase activity; iron ion binding
Source: RefSeq, a predicted model, not a curated record